Messenger RNA from Ylistrum balloti, 5870 nucleotides. RefSeq names its product galactokinase-like. The record is from RefSeq and is a predicted model, not a curated record. NCBI's taxonomy places the organism in Eukaryota, Metazoa, Mollusca, Bivalvia, Pectinida, Pectinidae. Gene Ontology annotation, molecular function: ATP binding; galactokinase activity. Bases 76 to 1251 code for a protein of 391 amino acids. Gene Ontology annotation, biological process: carbohydrate phosphorylation; galactose metabolic process. Gene Ontology annotation, cellular component: cytoplasm; cytosol. The transcript is spliced from 7 exons.
CGUAACAGUUGAGGUAGACCUUGAGAGAGAAUUAGACGCGAUCGACGAGCAAAUACAGCACAUAAAUCGUCCAGCAUGGCUACAGCAAUUCCCCAAGUUGAAGACUUGCUCAAAACAGCAUGUGUCGCCUUCGAAAACCGAUUUGGCCGCAAACCCGAGGUUGUGGGAUGCGCGCCGGGUCGGGUGAACUUGAUUGGGGAGCACACCGAUUACAACGAAGGGUUCGUGUUCCCGAUGGCUUUACCACAAGUUACCCUAGUUGUUGGUCAGAAAGUUGAAGGUGACUUGUGUAGAGUGGUGACCUUAGCAGAUGUAAAUGAGGACCGAGAGGUGGAGUUUAAUGUGCCUACACCAACUGCUCCUCUACAACCAGGUUCUCCCAAAUGGGCAAACUAUGUUAAGGGUGUAGUGGCAAAUUUUAAAGGAGACAAGGUCGCAUUCAACGCUGUAAUCAUAACCUCAGUCCCCAUAGGUGGAGGAGUUUCUAGCUCUGCUUCUAUUGAGGUCGCUACCUACACAUUCCUUGAAGGUGUGACAGGUACUUUUGGACAGUUGGACAAAAAGGACAAGGCAUUAGCAUGUCAGAAGGCAGAGCAUGAGUUUCCAGGAAUGCCCUGUGGUAUCAUGGACCAGUUCAUAUCUGUUAUGGGAGAGAAGGAUAAUGCUCUCCUCAUUGACUGCAGAUCAAUAGAAAGUCGCCUGGUAGCCAUGAAGGACCCAAGUGUAGUUGUCUUGGUGACCAAUUCCAAUGUGAAACAUGAAUUGACAGGAACAGAAUACCCCACCAGGCGACGCCAGUGUGAACUCACCGCUAAACUCCUCAACAAGAAAAGCUUGCGGGAGGCUAAUGAGGAAGAUCUGCAGGAGCUAAAAGAUAAGGUUGAUGAUGAACAUUUCCGAAGAGCACGACAUGUGAUUGGGGAAAUCAGACGCACAGAAGAAGCUGCAACAGCACUAGAAAAUGGGGACUAUGACAAGUUUGGAAAACUCAUGGUAGAAAGUCACAAUGCUCUUAGGGAUGACUAUGAGGUUUCUUGUCCUGAACUUGACCAACUUGUGAAAGCUGCAAUGGAAGUGGAGGGAGUAUAUGGGUCAAGGAUGACCGGUGGAGGGUUUGGAGGCUGUACUGUUACCUUAGUGAAGAAGAAUGAGGUCGACAAAGCUAUGGAGCAUAUACAGAAAUGCUACAGUGGAAAAGCCACUUUUUAUGUGUGUGCAGCUGCAGAGGGAGCACGACUGAUCAGUGUAUGAUUAUCACAGCAGAGCCAUUGCAAAAUGCAAUAUACCAGGUAUUUAAGGGUGGUUAAAUAAUGUGAUAUUAUACUUACAGUAUGAGGUAUACUAGAAAAUGUUGUGGGUAUUAUAUUUAGAGGGUGUGGACUGUAUUAAGUGAAGCAUUUACCUUAGAAUAUAUUUCAUAGAUCUGUUUAAAAAAUGAAAUUUACUAUGUAGAAGAAUUGUCAUGGUGUGCCUUCAACAUAUCAAGUGAAACUCUUGUAUUGAUACAGGGAUCAACACUCUCUUUGUUUACAAUAAAAUCUCACAUGUGUGAAGACUUUUCACCUGUAUAAAGCAGAACAUCACUAGUCUUGAAUCUGGACAUUUCACCUGUUUUUAAUGGAACCUCUGUUUUCUUGAAUCUCACUUGUCUUGAUGUUUACUUGUUUACAAUUGAACUUUUUUUUAAUUGUUGAAUCUCAUUAAUCAAGACAACUUUCUUCUUUAGUGUGGAACUUCUCUAGUCUUCAAAUUCUUCCCUAAGUGCAUGAGAAUCUCAUUAGUCAAGAUACUUACCUUGUAUAUAGUGUAACUUCUCUUGGUUGGAACUUUUUCCCUAUUUACUGUAGAAUCUCACAAAGCUAUUUUUAGCUCACUUGGACCAAACAAUCAAGUGGGAUUAUGCUAGCCAUCAGACCUUCAUCCAUCUGGUGUCAACUUUUCCCUUUUAAUACCAGGUUAGCUAUGCAGUUCCAUUGAGCCUCUUGUUAUCUGUUUACAGUUUGUUUAUAAUAUAAUUAAUUUUCUGUCAUUUUAGAGAUUUUGAGGUUGUAAUGAUAUAUCUAUUUGUGUAUUAUAGAACAAAGACUCUAAAUGGCAGCUUUCUUGUUCAGGUUCUUAAGAAUACAACGAACAUUAAAGGAUUAAACUAUUGGCUAGUCAACAUUGAUGUAGCUAAUCAUAGUUCAUAUCAAAAAGAUAUUUGGUCCACAUAAAAAUCACCAACUUUAUACUAUAUUCAUGAUUUGUAUGCAGCAUGUUAUGUAAGAUGUUUUCCUAGCUUUAUCUACCAUUAAUCUUUUAACUGUUAAACAAAGCUUUGGCAAAGUUUAGUACAAUUUGAACAUACAAUCUCAAAUUCCAUUUUACAAAAGGAUAAUCCUCAAAUGAUUUAUACACACAAAAAUAUUUCUUCAUAAUUGUACAGAUGUUCAUGAGUAAACAAUUCAAAAUAUGAGUAACAUGUUAAUUUAUAUUAGGUUAAAUCAAGUUUUCAGGAUUGUCAGGUUGUAAAAGGAGAAUCAAGUUCUCUUGUAUUUUUAAUUAACAGGGAUGGAUCCAAAUAAGGAGAUGGAAGUUGAAUAUGGCUUGCUAAGUCUUACUGAAAAAAAAUAAACAUAACAAAUAUAUACUAAAAGAUACAAUAAAUUUACCAAUAAGUCAAAUCUGUCUAUGUAGACCACUCAGUGGAACAGGAAAGUGGCCUUUAUAGCCAGGUGGCAUUUAUAUAGAGGUUCCUUUUUAGGAUGACAAUGAGUUGUAUUACUUGGGAACCAAAUCAAUUGGUCAUAAUAGACAGCCCCCUCACUACAUUUUGUCAAUAUUUUUCUACUGAGGAGGGGGCUUAUUUGCAGUAAAAUACUGCAGUAGACAUGGUGCAAUAUUAAAGUUCAAACAAAUUCUUACAUCUGUAAUUUUCUAUUGUUAUUUUUAGUGUUACCAGGUUGAAAUGAUUGUACCUUUUUUCAAGUGACUUGAAUAGAAAUAUUCAUUGUCAAGUUUAAUUUGUGUUACAUUGUAUCCUGAAAACAAAUGCACAUCUGUUUUGUUGUGUAUUGUAUACUUGCAGUACAUGAAGUGAGCUUCGCCUUUACUUCCUGUCAUUUACAAACUUAACAAUUGACAUAAGCUUUGUGUAAUUUAUUGCUACAAUGUUGAUAUAGGAGAAAAACUCAUCAGGGAAACAAAUAACCCAACAGACAUUAUACCUCACUGACAGUGAGUCUCAAACUGGUAUUCUAAUAUGUACAUGUAUAGGAAAGUGGUGUGAAUUCAGGCUUGAUUGCACGCAGCAUGACAGUGUAUAAGUGAUCACGACUACUUAGGCUCCAUAAGACACUGUACACAAGAAAGAAUUUAAAAGCGGGAUUGGGUUUGAAGAAAUGUUUUAGUUUUUAUUGUAUGUAUUUUGACAACUUUUGGAAAAAUUUUGAUUGAUUUAGAAGAUCUUUCACCAAAAUCAUGAGACUCUAAGGCAUAUAUUUCUAUUUAUGCUCUAAUUGAUAAUUUCAUUAUCUGUUACCUUUACCUAUAUUUCAAAACAAAAUAAAACAAAAUGAUGGGAAAAUUUAAAACUGCAAAUUAGCAUAAAAAAAUGUCGAAACUAUGUAAAUGUACUUUACACGAAGCUACAUAAUUUUUUCCAUCUUGACUAAAGUGAUGUAAUGUAAAAAUUUCAUGGCUCUGAGGUCAUUACAGGGUAAGUGCUAUAGUGUAGAAUAUUAAGUAAUAUAAAGGUAACAGAAUUUUACAAUUGCCUUGUUAAGAUCUGGGAGAGUAAUAUGUUUCUGAAAAACAUAAGUAUAGCUAAUUUUGUAAGAGUUAUGAUACUCUUUGUUCUGUUUUAAGAUAAAUUUGUAAUUUUGGACAAGAAUAUUUCAUCACUGUUAUUAAAUGUAAGAUUUACUUGUAUUUUGAACAUUUUCAGAAUCUUAAACUGGUUGGCUUUAAUAUAGAUUAUAUAUAUUUCUAUGACGUAUUUAUUUUUAAACAUAAAGAUGUUGUUUUGAUGUCAGAAUAGUUCCUCUUUGUAUUUUUAAUGAAAUCAAAUUUUGGAUGUUUAAUCACUUUUUAGUUUUAUUCAAACCAUUUCUGUUAUUUAAUGGUUGUUCCAAUGUUUUGUAAAUGCAAUAUUAUAUCUUACAUUGAAUUGUGGUUUGAAAUAAAGACUUAUGAGGUUGUACAAACACAGGAGCUUGUUAAAUAAUGAGCAUACCUCCUUUCAGAGGUCUGACAUUACAAGCCCCUGUGUCUGCUUUACUGGAGUUAAAAAUAACAUACUAAGUACUAAGUUGUUAAGAGGUACAAUGAUGUAUUUCUGUAUUUUCCGGAUUUCCAUUGCAUUAGAGACGGUACUUAGUUUUUUUUUUUUUUUUUGGUACUUUGUUUUUUUACCAGUACCUGCCCGUCACAUGUUUAUGACUGAAACAGGUCAUCUAGAACCAUCAUUAGCAAUCAAAUGCAGGAUGAUUUGAAGAUUGAAAUAAAAAUAACAUUCUUGUGGAUUUAAUUAAUCAUACCAUUUUAUAUGAAUCACAAUAAUAUCUCCUGGACUUUCGUGGUUACUUUGAAGCCUUAGCCUUUUGUAUCCUAGGAUCGAUAGGUCAUCGGAGUAUAUGUCAAAUUCUAGAACAACCGCCAUGCUUGUUUACGAUAUGAAUGGCUUUGUGUAACUUACAAGACGAAAUGAUAUGGGACUAUAAGAAUUUGGUCAGGAUGCAAGGGCCUUCAUUAAUAUUUAUCAGUACAGACACUGAUGGAUAGAUUGUUAAGUAAACCAUAGGUAAUAUUAAGCCCUAUAUCUAUGCCUAGACAAUCUGUGAAUGCACAAGCCGAACAAGCUGGAUAUUUGCUACUUUCUAAUUUUCGAACUACAAUAAAAAUAAAGGACUAUCUGUGUAUAAUUCAUUUGCAAACUUAAUUGUUUCGCUGACAAUCAUUACAAAUUGCCCUCCGUUGUCUGUUAUAUCAACAAACUUUGGUCAAUGUGACAGUUACCACUUCAUAAGGUAUAUCAAACGUCAACAUAGUUGUCACCUUAUCGUAAGAAAGGAUGCAGCUUAAAACCAGGAAAAUGCAUUACAUGUAACUUUGUUCAUGGACAAAGUGUACAUGUUAAACGGUUAAAAAUGUAUCGGUAGUUUUGUUACCUGGUUCAAGGUGUAUGAAUGUGCAUAUUACCUGGUUACAUGUGUAUUUCUAAAAAUAGUGUCAUGUUGUCGUCAUGGGUAGCAUGAAAGCUGUAAUAUUUCCCAACAUUUUGAACACUGAUUCAUUGUAUGAUUUUUUCCCAGAAAACAGAAUAAAAAGAAAAUUUUUCUUGAUUUCCCAUUUGGUUUAUCUGUUGCGCCCACUUGGAAAUGGGCACCACCUCCCUAAUGAGGUGUGGACCAAUCAGAGAGAACCAUGAGAUUUAUCACCAGAAAAAGAUGAAAGAAAAACAAAGGCAUCAUUGGAUAAGUUUAUGAAACAGGAUAUAUAUUGUCCAAUACCUUCAAUACAUGUUUCCUGGAUAGAGGUGUAGUAAUGUAUAUGUAACCUGGUUUGAUGUAUAAUAAUGUACAUUACUCUGUUUGUGAUGUAAUAUUGUACAGUGUUAACUGAUAAGGUGUGAUAAUGUACAUGUUACCUGGUUAGAAGUAAAAUUUUCUUGUCAAGAGAAGAUAAAUUACAUUUUUUAACAAUUAUAUAGCAUUGAUAAUAAGUCAUGAAAGAAGAAUGUUUUUUACAAAUUGUUGUUUAAAUAUUAUAUGUUGGGAGGAAACAUACAUUUUAUUGGAUGAGUAGACCAGCAUCUUUUGUAGAAUAAGACUUUAAAAGAUUUAUUAAGAAUCGUAUUCCAAUUGUAUACAAUAAAUGCCUGUAUCACUGAC